CUUCUACUGGCUUUUCGUGACGGUGACAAAGAAUAUUGAUUCUAUCAGUUGGCGACGGUGAUCUAUUCAUAUCAAUCCACCCCAUGGCGGUUCAGUUUGGUUCGAACACGUGCUGUAUCAACAAGCUUUUCGCAUUACCAAUUAACACAUUGCGGCAUCGGAAAAGCGUAUUCCCCCUGCCGUUGUUGGUGUGAUAUUUCGAAGCAGACAGUAACAAAAGAUAUUCCGAUCAAAUCAGUUGAUAAUAACAAUCAUCUCGGAUGAAUUUGCCAAAAAUUCAAAUUAACGGGAAGGAUGAGCCAAGUUCGGGCAGUUGUAGUUCGUUUUCGUCCUUGGAGAACGACAUCAGAUCGAUGCGGCGGUGUAGAAAGUUUGAAACCAACAUGGCACAUCUGGCUCAAAUUAAAGUGCCCCUGAUGGAACCGAUCCAGACAUCGCCCAAACUUACGCCGAACGUAAGCUUCGCCUACCAACCGGGUAGUCGACGUCACACGGGCAACAGCAUGGAUCCAGAAGAUCAACAAGCAGCGCCGGAGUCGAACGGCUCGCGGCGACCUUCACUGUUCAAUGCCCUGCCAAGGAUGUCGUUCAGUUCGCACAAGAAACAUUUGAUGGAGUUUCUGCAGCGACACGGUAGUAAGCUUUCGUUGAAUCCCAAAGACGAAAGCAAGGCGAUCCCUCCGGCGAUGAUGGACAUGCGGAACAAGAACCGAGCUGUUGCUGAGGAUCAAUUCAGCACCGCCAUAUCAGCACUCUACGCCAAGCUACUCAUCGUCCUCGGAAUCGCCUUCCCCAUCACAGACGUGGUAUCCGAAAGUGCUCCGCACCACUUCUACCGUGGCUUCUACCUCUACCUGUACACACUGAGCUUCGUGUUUACGAUUUUCCUCUACGUGGUUCAAUUCCGUCACAACGUCAAGCUGAACUACAUUCUGGGCCAAUACAGUGAACCCGGUGGCAUCAUACCCGAAACAUUGAGGCCCAAAGAACCUCGGCUAGGAUCGUUCUACCUGCGGGUGGGGGCUAUUGCCUUCGGAAUCGGCAACAUGGUAUACUCGGGUCUGGAGUUCGGCCAAUACUUUGAGCUGAAACGCGAUGAAAGAUGUCAAAAUGUUCUAAUUGCAUUAAUACCGGCCGCUCGGAUGGCACUGUGCAUUGUGCAGAUGCAGUUUCUGUUCUUCAGCAGCGUUUCGCAGCGGCAUAUGAUCCGACACAAGUUCAUUUCCCGCUUCGGGCUGAUGCACAUGCUAGCCACCAACCUGUGCGAGUGGUUGUACGUGAUUAUCGAAGAGGCCAAGCACGAGAUUGUCCACAUCGCACACGAGGGGAUAGCGCAUCAGCAUGGGGCAGCGACAGCCGCAGCAGCAAUGACAGACAAUGGAUUCAGUUCCGGCCCAAUCACACUAAAUGCCACCAUCGCCGCCCACUUGAGUAAGCGUGACGUACUGACCGCACCGACGCUGUACGGCUUCGAGUGCCACCGGACCAACAUAAUGGGGUCACUGGUACAGAAUGCUGCGCCGUUCUUGUUCCCCUGCACCAUUGAAUACUCGCUAAUUUGCGCGGUCAUUCUCUACGAGAUGUGGAAGAAGCUUCGGGAAGCCGGCCGCGGAGGAAAUGGCUCACGUAGAAGCUCCCGGAAGAGCCUCACCGGCCGAAGCGCAAAUAUGCUCUCGAUCGAUUGCUCCAACGCCCAACGGGGAAUGUUCGGAGGCAUUCUGGUCAUCGUGCUGACCAUCAUAGUGCUCAUAAUGUACUUUGUGCUUCAGAAGGAAAAGUACUAUCAACGGGUGGCUACCAUCGAGGUCACCAUCAGUGAAAUCAUUCUCUACACGAUAACCACUUUUGCCGUCGUGUGGGCCAUGUUUCAGAUGCGGGAUUUGAAGUUUUCCCAGAAGAAGGGCGACGCCGGAAUCAGUCUGGAUUGCACUCUGCUGGUGUUAGCCCAGAUUGGCAUCUACAUCUACUGCAUGUUUAGCAUAAUUGGCACAUUUUUCUCGAUUGGCGUCUCGGAACACGUCACUGCCUACUCGCUGGUGGCGGAAAUAGUGUCGCUCAUACAAACUUCCGUUCAGACGUUAUUUGUGAUGAAUGCGUGGUGGCGACGCUGCAAAGGUGCCAAACAGAACCGAACUAAACCAGGGAGAGAGAUCAUCACGUUUUUACUAAUUUCCAACAUGUCCAUUUGGUUCAUCAACACGCUGAUCAAGACUAAUGCAAGCUUCCGUCCCACGUUGAUGAAAUUCUAUGGAAUCUGGGCCUGGACGAUCAUUACCCACAUUUCGAUGCCACUGGCCAUAUUCUAUCGAUUCCAUUCAACAAUAUGUCUCUUUGAGGUGUGGAAGAACACCUACAAGGUGAGAUACGAACACAAUUGAGUAAAGCGAUAAGACUAUAAAUAUUAGCCGAUGUAGAACAAAGUGUAGGCAUCAAAUGUGAUCAUUAGAUUAAGUUCGUUGUUUGUACUACCGAGUAGUACAUUUAUGUAUAUCGAUAUAAAAUACAGUAUUAUUGUAGGAA
This is a messenger RNA of Aedes albopictus (Asian tiger mosquito), 2520 nucleotides long. Its product is annotated as proton channel OtopLc. Gene Ontology annotation, cellular component: membrane. The record is from RefSeq and is a predicted model, not a curated record. NCBI's taxonomy places the organism in Eukaryota, Metazoa, Arthropoda, Insecta, Diptera, Culicidae. The transcript has 6 exons. Gene Ontology annotation, molecular function: proton channel activity. The coding region runs from base 261 to 2378 and encodes 705 amino acids. Gene Ontology annotation, biological process: proton transmembrane transport.